Molecule: messenger RNA, 1468 nt
Organism: Labrus mixtus (cuckoo wrasse)
Lineage: Eukaryota; Metazoa; Chordata; Actinopteri; Labriformes; Labridae
Gene: brix1
Product: brix domain containing 2
Exons: 10
Coding region: 52-1074 (340 amino acids)
Biological process (GO): ribosomal large subunit assembly; rRNA processing
Cellular component (GO): nucleolus
Molecular function (GO): rRNA binding
Source: RefSeq, a predicted model, not a curated record
UCACUUCUGGCCACGCGAGAUUUGUGUCAGCCUACAAAACCUGGUCCAAACAUGUCGGCGUUCAAGAGAAAACGUGGGGGAAAGGCUAACGAUAAAAAGGCCAAGAAAGUAAAAAUUGUCGCAGGUGGAGAAGAAACACGGGAGCAAGCCGAACAAGAGAAGAAAAAUGAAGUCACAAUCCCACCACCUGUGUCGAGGGGUCGAUGGACCAACAAGGAAAGGGUUCUCAUUUUCUCCUCAAGAGGAAUCAACUUCAGGACGAGACACUUGAUGCAAGACCUGAGGACCAUAAUGCCUCAUUCAAAAGCAGAUACAAAAAUGGACAGAAAAGACAAAUUGUUUGUGAUAAAUGAGGUGUGUGAAAUAAAAAACUGCAACAAAUGCCUGUUUUUUGAGGCAAAGAAGAAGCAGGACCUCUACAUGUGGAUUUCCAACAGCCCUCAUGGACCUUCAGCAAAGUUUCUGGUUCAGAACAUUCAUACAUUGGCUGAACUGAAGAUGACAGGAAACUGCCUCAAAGGAUCCAGGCCGCUGCUCUCAUUCGAUCCUAAAUUUGACAAGGAGCCCCACUAUGCUUUACUGAAGGAGCUCUUCACCCAGACAUUUGCCACUCCACACUACCACCCAAAGAGUCAGCCUUUUGUGGACCACGUGUACACGUUCACUAUUGCAGACGACAGGAUAUGGUUUAGAAACUACCAGAUCAUUGAAGAGGACGCCUCUCUUGUAGAGAUCGGCCCACGCUUUGUUCUCAACCUCAUAAAGGUGUUCCGGGGGAGCUUUGGCGGAGCUACGCUCUUCGAAAACCCAAAAUUCAAAUCUCCCAACAUGCACCGGCGAGAGAUUCGACUGGCAGCCUCAGCCAGAGUGCGAGAGAAGCAGAUGGUGAAGGAGCUGCAGAAAAUGAAGAGGACCGAGGCGAAGGAGGACGUGACCACAGACGUUACAGCCGACGUCUUCUUAACGCCGGCAGAGGACAAGCCUGUUCACAUUCAGACAGAGGCACCUGAGCCUAAAGUGGUGAAGAAGAACAAACACAAAGCUUUCAAAAGACAAAGGAUGGCACGGAGGUAGAUGGAUGGACUGGAUUAAACUGAAUGAAUGGCUAACUACUGCCAUCGUUCAAAGUUGUCUCAAGGAAAUCUGUGUGUGCAGCAAUGCAGUUCAGUCAAGAGACUUUGUAUUACAUGUCAUCCCCCUGAUUAACAGAUUUGGAAAUGCCACAGAAACUGUAACAUGUACUCGUUGUGUUAAGUGUUCCACAAUAUUUCUAAAAGGUUCUUUAAUUCAGGACUCUUGUGCAAAGUGUUGACCAUAAAAGUCAGCGCUUAUACAAGACUACACCUUUCAAAAAUGUAUUUUUUUUUUUUUUAAGAAUAUUCCAUCAGUGUAAAAAAACCUUGUUUAUUGCUGUUGAGUAACUACAGUAGUUUUAUAUAUAUCAUGGAAAUUAAACAAUUCAAACAUA